Oncorhynchus gorbuscha (pink salmon) is the source of this 1597-nucleotide messenger RNA. Its product is annotated as metallophosphoesterase MPPED2-like. The transcript has 7 exons. NCBI's taxonomy places the organism in Eukaryota, Metazoa, Chordata, Actinopteri, Salmoniformes, Salmonidae. Gene Ontology annotation, molecular function: hydrolase activity. The record is from RefSeq and is a predicted model, not a curated record. Bases 317 to 1246 code for a protein of 309 amino acids.
UCCUUACUCGCUCGUUGCCUGUCUGUCGCAUUUCCUCAAUAGCCAGCCGAGGGUCUCUCAGGGUCGAAGGUUCUGCCCUGCUUGCCACGACCUCCACCUGAAUUCUCUGCGUUACCUAUGGGACCGCGUUUUUGAAAACAGAUCGGUUUAACCCGGAGCAGUUAUUGGCCGAAGGAAAGGAACUCGCUACCCGUUUGGCAAGAAAAUCGUUGGGGAAAAAAUAACGAGGAAGGCACAAAGCGAUUAUCCAGAGGGCCGGUGGGUCUUGAGUUGGUGAGCUGAGCGGGGCCAUUCUGAAUGAUGUCUGCUUCCUAGGAUGGUCCUGGAUCCUGGUAAACUAACUGCCCAUGUCCCUAGCAGUGGAGCCAUGGCUCACAGAACCCCCCCCUCUCAGGGCAAGGUGACCAUCACUGUGGACGAGUACAGCUCCAACCCCACACAGGCCUUUACCCACUACAACAUCAACGAGAGCCGCUUCCAACCACCCCAUGUCCACAUGGUGGAGCCCAUUCCCUAUGACAGCCCCAAGCCCUCCGGUCAUACACGUUUCGUCUGCGUGUCGGACACACACUCCAGGACCGAUGGGAUCCAGAUGCCAUAUGGGGACAUCCUGCUCCAUACUGGAGACUUCACUGAACUGGGCCUACCCUCUGAGGUCAAGAAGUUCAACGAUUGGCUAGGGAGUCUACCGUAUGAAUUCAAGGUGGUGAUCGCAGGGAACCAUGAACUGACGUUUGACAAGGACUUCAUGGCUGAGCUGGUCAAGCAGGAUUAUUAUCGCUUUCCCUCCGUCUCUAAGCUGAGACCAGAGGACUUUGACGAUGUUCAGGCCCUCCUCUCAAACUGUACUUACCUGCAGGACUCUGAGGUUACAGUCAAGGGUUUCCGAAUAUUCGGGGCACCGUGGACGCCAUGGUUUAAUGGCUGGGGUUUUAACCUUCCUCGCGGUCAGUCACUACUGGAAAAGUGGAAUCAGGUUCCAGAGGGUAUAGACGUUCUCAUGACCCAUGGACCUCCCCUCGGUUUCCGUGACUGGGUCCCCAAGGAGCUUCAGAGAGUGGGCUGUGUGGAGCUGCUGAACACGGUACAGCAGAGGGUCCGACCCAAGCUCCACGCCUUCGGUGGCAUCCACGAGGGGUACGGCAUUAUGACGGAUGGAUGCACAACUUUUAUCAACUCCUCCACCUGUACAGCCAGUUUCCAGCCCACCAACCCUCCCAUCAUAUUCGACCUGCCCAACCCAUAGAGCAUCGUAAAUGAACCAGCAUUUUUUUUAAUCAGAUGAGUUGUACUAAAUGUUCAUCUUCAAGAUAUUUGGCUUUUGUAAAAAUGCUUGUAAAAAUGCAUGAAAAUCUGAUUCUAGUAAUGAAAUGAUGAACUUCGUAAAAUAUUUCAUAUUUUCCAAUUGUUUGCAUUUGCUGCAAUAAUGGGUUUUCUGUGCCAUUUGUCAUUCUUUGUUUUCUCUCUCGAGACGUACAGUUGAAGUUGGAAGUUUACAUACACUUAGAUUGGAGUCAUUAAAACUCGUUUUUCAACCACUCCACAAAUUUCUUCUAUAGUUUUGGCAAGUUGGUGAGGACAUCUACUUUGUUCAUGA